AUAAUAGGUGUGAGAGUCCAGCCCAGAGGCACCAUCUGGUCCAAACCCCACCAUCUGCAGAACAGGUCUAUUCAAGUCAACAGCCAUGAAACUGUUUCUGAUUGCAGCUCUUCUUGUUCUUGCUCUGACACACGGAAGCUUCGCCCAAGAUGGAGCUGAACAGAUGAACCAGUACCUUCAGAACAUAAAAGCGAAGAUCAAUCAGGACUUUCAAGAGUUUGUGGGCCACCAAGAGCUGAAGGACCAGGCUGAAUCCUUCUUGGAGGACCGGCAAAUGGACCUCGAGCCCUUGGCCGCUAAAUUCCAGGAUCAGCUGCAGGACCUGAAGGCCGUGGCCGCCAACAUGGAGGACCAGAUCAAACCCCUGACUGCCAAAGUAAGGGAGCAGGUGAACCCAUUAAUCUACAGUCUGCAGGAGAAAAUGGAGGCCAUGCUGCAGACACUGGCAAAGCAUACCAAGACCGACCGCAAAUAACCCAACCAGUCUUUAAUGUCACAUCAAUUUCUAGUCAUAGAUGUCAAGUUGAAUUGCAUUUAACCCACACCAGCUUCACAAACAUAUUUAAAUAUCCUGUGACCCUUUCAAACUAUUAAAAAUAUAAAACAUUACUUCUA
Molecule: messenger RNA, 615 nt
Organism: Girardinichthys multiradiatus
Lineage: Eukaryota; Metazoa; Chordata; Actinopteri; Cyprinodontiformes; Goodeidae
Product: type-4 ice-structuring protein LS-12-like
Exons: 4
Coding region: 86-475 (129 amino acids)
Source: RefSeq, a predicted model, not a curated record